AUGAAAUUUGUCCCAUCUCUAUUUGCAGUGAGCUUGGCUGCCUUGGGUGCAUUGGCUGCCCCUGUUGAAGAGCGUGGUCCACCUGCACAUGCAUUGUCAAAGCAAUUAUACAACCGAUUGACUAUCAAAGGCUUGACCCGGCACACUGACAAGUUCCAAUCGUUCGCUGAUGCCAAUGGUGGUAAUCGAGUUUUUGGAUCCAAGGGCCAUAAUGAAACCAUCCAAUACUUUGUGGAUCAAACCAAACCCUACUAUGAUGUGACCGUGCAACCCGCUACUUUCAAUUAUACCGAAACGGUCAAGGAAACGGUCGAGUUUGCGGACCCUUCUGCUUCUUCAAGCCAAGAUGAAAUCAAGGUCAAGCUUAUGACUUACAGCUCCAGCACACCUGAAGAGGGCGUCACUGGUGAAGUCGCUGUGAUCCCUAAUAAUGGCUGCAAGGCUGAAGAUUAUGGUGAAGACGUCAAGGGCAAGAUUGCGUUGGUCGUGCGAGGUGAAUGUGCCUUUGGUGAUAAAGCAACUUUGGCCGGCAAAGCAGGUGCAGUGGGUGUCCUCGUAUACAACAAUGAGGAAGGUGAUGUCAAUGGUACCUUGGGUGGUCCUGUUAAAGGCGCAGCACCUGCUGGUGGUAUUUCCAAAGAGCAUGGUGAACUCUUAAAAAAGCUAGCUUCAGAAGGCAAAGUUACUCUCAAAUUGACCCUCGUUGAAUUCCACGAGGAGCGCAGCACCGCCAAUGUUUGUGCACAAACAAAGAGUGGUAACAAGAAGAACGUGAUCGUGGUGGGUGCUCAUUCGGAUAGCGUUGUUGCUGGCCCUGGUAUCAAUGACAACGGUUCAGGAUCAGCUGCCUUGUUGGAGGUGGCUCACCUCUUCCGCAAUGUGAAGCCAAAAAAUAGCGUCAGAUUCUGCUGGUGGACUGCUGAAGAAUUCGGCUUGCUUGGUGCUGAGCACUAUGUCAAGAACCUCUCUGAAGAAGAAAAGAACAACAUUGCAUUGUAUCUCAACUUUGAUAUGGUUGCAAGCCCUAACGCUAUCAAUGGUGUAUACAGCCCAAGUGCCUCGGCAGAAGGUGUUGAUGCUCCUGCUGGAUCCACUGCUAUUGAGAAAAUCUUCGUUGACUUUUUCAAGGAGCACCAUGGUUAUUCAACCCCAUCCGAAUUCAAUGGCAGAAGUGACUAUGGUCCCUUCAUUGAAGCUGGUAUUCCAAGUGGUGGUACUUUUACUGGUGCUGAAGGUAUCAUGACUGAGGAAGAGGCUAAGCAAUAUGGUGGCCAAGCUGGUGUUGCCUAUGAUGAGAACUACCAUGCAGCAGGAGACACCGUAGACAACCUUAACCAUGAUUUCUUCUUAUUGCACGCAAGAGCCAUUGGUCAUGCUGUUGCCACUUACUCGGAUUCCACUGCUGAUGUCGAUGCUGAAAAAGGAAACAGCACCAAUGCUAAGCCUAUCAAGAGCACUUUGGCUCUUCCUGCUAACGCUCAAGUCAAGCCUGUAUAUACAGCAUGCGGGUCCCAUGCUGUGUAUGACAUGUAA
Messenger RNA from Lichtheimia ornata, 1533 nucleotides. RefSeq lists its product as uncharacterized. Gene Ontology annotation, molecular function: metalloexopeptidase activity; aminopeptidase activity. Bases 1 to 1533 code for a protein of 510 amino acids. Gene Ontology annotation, biological process: proteolysis. The transcript is spliced from 5 exons. The record is from RefSeq and is a predicted model, not a curated record. NCBI's taxonomy places the organism in Eukaryota, Fungi, Mucoromycota, Mucoromycetes, Mucorales, Lichtheimiaceae.